GUACCUAUGUUCGAUUAGUAUGGCGGGGAAGUCUCUGGAUAUCUGUCAUAUUUUGUGCAUAAAUAUAUUUGGCCCAUUUAUUUCAUGUUUCAUACAAAGAUUGACAAAGGUAAUAGACAUAGGAAACUAUAAGAAAGUAGUAUCUUUGUCUAUGAUAACAGAGUAAUUUUGUCGUAGUUAAGCCUUUGGUUAAGCGAAUAAAGUCUCGUUGCCUCGUUCCUGUGAGCUUUAUAAAAGUUAGAUAUCUUUUACUGAGGUGUGAUUAAGUACAAUGAGCUUAAAUCAAGAAAUCUUAAAAUAUGCUCCCUCGUACUGGGACAAGACAUUGCAAAAUAGAGAAGAAAACAUAUCAUCAAGUAGUGACGAAUUUAAGAACAUUUUUUCCGAAAUCACCAAAGCCGUCUACAGCACCCACUUCUCUGUUCAAAAAAUUAUCAGAAUUCAAAAUAUUCAUGACUUGGGUCAAUUGUUAAUUCGAGAACAACUGUUAGUAACAAGUAAUCCUCAUACACAGUAUUAUAGGGUAAGAAGAUUUAUAAAAAUAAAUAAACUAUAUUAUGGAAAUGCUAUAAAAUAUAAUAUAGACCAUCGAAGAUGUGGACUUCCUCAAGUCCAAUUUCGCAAAUCCGUUGGUAUGUCCCCGUCUUCAUCACAUGUGUUGUUAGUUGUGCAAGUGGUAACUGACAACCCAUCUGCAGAGUACAUAAACCCUGCAAAUUCUUUAGAAUAUUUUAUUGAAUAUGUUGUAUUUUUCAAAACGCUUUCUAUAUUAUGACUGAUUAGGUGAAUAAUUCUUGAUCAUAUUAUAUACAUUUUAUAAUUUUCCAAAUUGUUUACCAAAGUUGAUUAUUUUAGUUUUUAGAACAUUGUAUAUCAAUAUUAACAAAAUAAAUAUUUUUAUAUAGUCAA
Sitophilus oryzae (rice weevil) is the source of this 909-nucleotide messenger RNA. RefSeq lists its product as uncharacterized. Lineage: Eukaryota; Metazoa; Arthropoda; Insecta; Coleoptera; Curculionidae. The transcript is spliced from 2 exons. Bases 272 to 775 code for a protein of 167 amino acids. The record is from RefSeq and is a predicted model, not a curated record.